AUGUGCAUGCGCAGGAUCAAGCAGUGCACAGCGGUGACGCAGGAGGACCUGCUGGCGCUGCACCACGAGAUGGCGCACGUGCAGUACUACAUGGCGUACGCCGACCAGCCCGUUGUCUUCCGCACCGGCGCCAACCCAGGUUUCCACGAGGCCCUGGGCGACGCGAUGGCGCUGUUCGCAGGGAACCCAAAGCACCUCCAGCGCAUCGGCCUACUCGCCAACAUCACCGACGACCACGAGUCGCAAAUCAACUACCUGAUGGGACUGGCUCUUGAGAAAGUGGCUUACCUUCCUUUCGCAUACAUCGUGGACAUCUGGCGGUGGGGGGUGCAGGCGGGCCGCUGGGGCGCGCACGACAUGAACGCGCGCUGGUGGGAGCUGCGCCUGCGCCACCAGGGCGUGGUGCCGCCCGUCGCCCGCGCCGAGCACGACUUCGACCCCGGCGCCAAGUACCACGUGGCCGCCGACAUGCCCUACGUCAGGUACUUCGUGGGACUGGUGCUGCAGUUUCAGUUCCUGGAAGCCCUGUGCCUGGCCGCCGGCCACUACGGGCCUCUGCACGAGUGCGACAUCUACAGGUCCAGGGAGGCGGGCCGCCUUCUGCAGCAUGAUAAAGUGAAACAAGAGCUCCGACGCGAGAAUGGCUGA
This is a messenger RNA of Gryllus bimaculatus (two-spotted cricket), 648 nucleotides long. The record is from the annotation of a GenBank genome assembly. Lineage: Eukaryota; Metazoa; Arthropoda; Insecta; Orthoptera; Gryllidae.